AUGAACAGAGUGCAGUUUAACUCUGAGUUGACAACGAAGUUGAAUAUAUUCACCAACGCCAUAAGGUCGAGCAACUUGUACGCCAAUUCACAAAACAGCUUACUCUCUGUAAUGCUCGGCAUACCAGUACUCACAACUCUUUUCUUCGAGAGCAUACGAGACGGGAAACACGCUACAAGAGUCAUCGCGAGGGCUUCAAAGUCUCUCCAGUUGCUGAACGACGUCCAAGAUUUACUGCUCAGCGCUUCACUGGUCGCUUCAACACGUAUCGCAGGAGAGACAAUCAUUGAGAUCGCACAAGCCGCCAACGUGACAGUCUGGCAAGCAAAGCUCUCUAAGCUGCGCUCUUGCGUAGACCAAGUCAAAAUUAUCCACCACAAUUCAAAGAAGAUCUAUUCUGUCGAGGAGUUGAACGAAAAUCUGGCACUACUGACAGAGCCUGGACGCUGGACAAUCACAGGCGAGAAUGGAAUUGGAAAGUCAACGCUUUUGCAGGCAUUGGCGCUGCUGUUUGGGCGUAAAGCUUUUUAUCUUCCCGCAUCCCAUAAUCUAGCAUUCCAUGCGACGGGACUUUCUGAAGGACAGAAGAAACGAGCGCAAUUCUUGGAGAUUGACACUUCCUCAAAUUCAGCGCUAUUCUUGCUCGAUGAGUGGAAUGCGCCGCUGGAUGUGAAGACAGAAAAAGUAUUGGAUAAGCUUGUUGAUAGUUGGGCGGAGACACGGACUGUGAUGGAAGUAUUGCAUCGGCCUAUUAGAUGGAAGGAUACGUAA
Molecule: messenger RNA, 771 nt
Organism: Glarea lozoyensis ATCC 20868
Lineage: Eukaryota; Fungi; Ascomycota; Leotiomycetes; Helotiales; Helotiaceae
Product: P-loop containing nucleoside triphosphate hydrolase
Exons: 1
Coding region: 1-771 (256 amino acids)
Source: RefSeq, a predicted model, not a curated record